AUGUCCACGACGAUGACUCUCACCAUGGCAGAGGCACCAGGCAUGCACGCCUGUCCCAACUGCGGCGUCGGGCUGCCUGAUCACACCGACCUCGCAUCCGACGCGCAGAAGAGGAUCGAAGACCUGGAAGCCCAAGUGCGACUCUUGAACGCGAAGGCCACGGCAGCCGUCGACCGAUGGGCAGACUACGAAGACGAGAUCCAGCAGCUUAAAGCGCAACAGCAGCAGCAUAACGACCAAGCGGAUGAAGAGAGGGAGAGGGGACCUACUAGUCCUGGACGACCCUCGUAUUUACCUAUCCAGAACCGCCUUUCUUCUUUCCUGACUGCGCGAAAAUCGACGCCGAACUUAAGGCCUGGGCAACCUCCAAGCACGCCUACGGAGACGGAGUUGGUUGCGGCGCUGACGAGAGAGCAGGCGCUGCGGCAGGCGGCGGAGAAGAAGCUGGAUGAAGGGAGCGGAGAGCUAGAGGAGCUGAGCGCGCAGCUGUUUAUGCAGGCCAAUGAGAUGGUGGCCACGGAACGGAAAGCCAGAGCGAAGCUGGAGGAAAGAGUGGAGGUUUUGGAGAAGAGGGAUACGGAGAAGAGGAAGCGGUUGGAGAGGCUUGAAGGCGCGGUACAGAGGAUUGAGAGGGUUAGGGGACUGCUUGCGCCGGGAAGCUGA
Hyaloscypha bicolor E is the source of this 663-nucleotide messenger RNA. RefSeq lists its product as uncharacterized. NCBI's taxonomy places the organism in Eukaryota, Fungi, Ascomycota, Leotiomycetes, Helotiales, Hyaloscyphaceae. Bases 1 to 663 code for a protein of 220 amino acids. The record is from RefSeq and is a predicted model, not a curated record. Gene Ontology annotation, biological process: exocytosis. The transcript has 2 exons. Gene Ontology annotation, molecular function: guanyl-nucleotide exchange factor activity. Gene Ontology annotation, cellular component: cell tip; Golgi to plasma membrane transport vesicle.